AUGCCGCUUGUCUUGUUUAUUGCAUACUUUAUAGGAAUAUUCAGUGUUGAUGCAUUUGAAAAUCUAAGUAGAAGAAACACAACAGUACUCACCCAAAGUUCGACCUACCGCUUCAACAUAGCAUCAAUUGCUAAUGAUGGCGAUGUUCAGAUUACCGAACCCAAAUGCGCUAUCACUGCGCUAAAUCACACUAAAGCAUGGCUGCAGGUCGACUUCGGACAACCCUACAUAAUAAACAAUGUCAAAAUAUAUCACAGGAGAGAAGAUAUACCAUGUAAACUCAAGAGUAAAUGGAAGCAAUAUCGAUUCAGACAGUUCUACCUAGAUGCCUCAAACUUUUCAGCAACACAGACGACAACGUCACAGAGGACUCGUUGUUACACCGAUAACACGACUGCCCCAGACUUACCCACAAACAUUAUAGACAUACCUUGUAAACAGACGGCUAGAUACGUCAUUGUGGAGACCACUUAUGACGCACCUGAAGAUGAUUACCUUGAUGAACACGGGGCGAUCCUUGAAAUAUGUGAAAUAAAAGUAUACGGAUGCGAAGUUGAUACAUAUGGGGUUGACUGCAUGCCAUGCAUCGGGUGUCAAUAUUGUGAUAUAUCCAGCGGUGUAUGUGAUGCAUGUGAAGAAAUGCUAAUGCUUUCACGUUAG
Magallana angulata is the source of this 660-nucleotide messenger RNA. RefSeq lists its product as uncharacterized. Bases 1 to 660 code for a protein of 219 amino acids. Lineage: Eukaryota; Metazoa; Mollusca; Bivalvia; Ostreida; Ostreidae. The record is from RefSeq and is a predicted model, not a curated record. The transcript is spliced from 5 exons.